UAUUGAAAGGUUAGUUCGAUCUCUUAUUAUAGCAAAGAAAUAUAUAACUCUCUAUAUUUCUCUGUGCUUCAAUGAUUUUUCAAGUAUUAUCUAAUUGGAUAUAUUUCUAGCAUAUCAUAUAUAUAUGAAAAUGAAUGAAAUUAAAAAAGGUUAUUUCUCUCGUGCAGUUAAUAUAAAGUACAUACUUGUUUGCAUUUGCAUGCAGAUUUAAAGGAAAUUUUUCUCAAGUUUUAUUGAUCUGAAUCUAGAAAAAGAAUCUCAUCAACUAUAUCUGUAGCCCUCAGUCUUUUCAAUGGAUAUUUCUUCUGUCAAAAGUUUAUCUGAAAAGGGAAUGAAUGACCCCAAUUUGAUUAAUCCCCAUUGGCAUAUGAACUCUCUUGAUGAGUUCAGCUCACUUGGUGAGAAUCUCCAUCAUCAUCCUCAUCCUCACUCUCACUCUCACUUAAACUUCAACAAUGUCAAAGCUUCCUCUUUUGAUAACAAUUCUCACAUGGGCAUAGACUAUAGAAGCAUGAUGACGAUGAAACAUCACAAACCAAAUGGUUGGAGCUCAAACGAGAUUAAUAACCCAGUACCUCAUCAACAACAAGUUGCUUCUUCUCCCAAUAACCUUUAUUCCUUUGCAGCUGGUUCUUAUGACUAUGUUAUAGACGAAAUGGGUUAUGUCAAGCCUAAGGCGGAAGCACUAGAUGGUUUGAAGAACAACAACACUACUAGUACUUUUUUACCUUCUGAUUGUGUAGUCAAGGUUGCUAAUCAUCAAGGUGCUAAUUGUAAUAAGAGGCUCAUCAACAGCACAAGCACCAAACUUUCUCAAACAAAAGAUCAUAUUCUAGCUGAAAGGAAAAGGAGGGAGAAGCUCAGCCAAAGAUUCAUAGCUUUAUCUGCCAUAGUUCCUGGCCUAAAGAAGAUGGACAAGGCUUCUGUUCUUGGGGAUGCUAUCAAGUACAUGAAGCAGUUACAAGAGAGAGUGAAAAUACUAGAGGAAGAGAUGAGAAAGAGAAACAUGGAAGCAGUAGUCUUUGUAAGGAAAUUCAAGCUCAUUGCAGAUAAAGAUAGCAAUUCACCACCUUAUUCUUCAGAUGAGAAUUAUUCCUCCUUCGAUGAGCCACUACCAGAAAUUGAAGCAAGAGUUUGUGAUAAGAAUGUACUAAUAAGAAUUCACUGUGAGAAAAAGAAAGGGGUUAUGGAGAAAACAAUUGUUGAGAUUGAAAAGCAUCACCUAACAAUUAUCAACACCAGUUGCAUGACAUUUGGAACUUCUUCUCUUGAUUUGACCAUUAUAGCUCAGAUGAACAUGGAGUUCUCCCUUACAAUGAAGGAUCUAGUCAAGAAUCUACGCUUGGCUUUCAGCUUGUUCAUGUGAAAAAGUUUCUAACUUCACAAACAUGAAGGAAAACCCAUAACUAAAGAAUAAUUCCUUAUAUAUGUAUAUACAACUUGCCAUGUUAUUUCAAACUGUGUUUUCAAGGCCUGAACUCAAUUGCUCCCACCACCAAGUUAAAACCAUUUCAUUUCAAGCUUUUGUUUUCCUGUGAGAUUAUUCAUUUUUGCAAGCUUUUUUUUCAGUUUCCCUUUUUUGCAUGGUCAACAUCUUAACCAUGUUCUAUUCACACCUUGCUCUUAUAGAAUAAUCUCACAGCUUGGCUGAUCUUUUUUGAGGGAAUGUUGUAAAAUACAGCUGAAACCUUUUGUUCCCAUCACUUUUCCUUACCUUAAAAAGUGUUUGACAAGGGAGAAAAAGAAAAGAUUGUUUUCUAUCUUUUGGGUGUAAAAAAGAGUUAAGCCUUUGUUUCAAUAGUUUGUAAUUUGUCCAGUGUUUUAGAGGCCUCAGAGUAAAGCUUAAUCUGUUCCCUCUUUUCUUAUGAUGUAAUAAUGUUUUUAUGUGUUGGAAAAAAGAAAAUAAAGAACUGUUUAAA
Molecule: messenger RNA, 1919 nt
Organism: Cannabis sativa
Lineage: Eukaryota; Viridiplantae; Streptophyta; Magnoliopsida; Rosales; Cannabaceae
Product: transcription factor bHLH18-like
Exons: 4
Coding region: 293-1366 (357 amino acids)
Molecular function (GO): protein dimerization activity
Source: RefSeq, a predicted model, not a curated record